UUGUGGUACGGGAGGCAUGAGCGCGCGAGUUCGAGCUUGAUUGCGGCAAUAGAUGCAUUCGAAGGGCAACCAGUAAGACAGCGACAUGAGCACCACGGACGUAACGUCAGGUAUCCCAAGCCCGCAGGUCGGCGAUGGAGAAGCACAGCAGACUCCUUCCGAACCAUCCUUAGCAUCUGAGGAGCCCAUCACGCGGCAGGUGCCUCAGCCUGAAGAGGAACUGUGCCGCUUCUGCGCCAUGGGAGACCAGCAUGAGGUCCUCAUCACGCCCUGCAACUGCGAAGGAAUCAUUUCUCAGUCCCACCAGUCGUGCUUGGAGAAGCGCAUAAUGCAGAAUGGGCUGAGAAGUUGUUCCCUCUGCAACUUCAAAUACAAGUAUAGGAUCAAAAUGAAGUCGCUCCAUCACUGGUUCCAAGGCGAAGAGCAUAGGAACGAAGUGUUCCAGCUGUCCAUGAUGAUGGCACAAUACACGUGCGACCUCACCAUCAUUGUCUUGGCAGCUAUGAAGGGGGUCCAUUUCUUGCUCCAAGCUCCUUUCGUGGCUGCCUUCAUAUCUGCUUUCGUCUGCACCGUUAGCAUCAUCUUCUGGUUUACCUAUCUCAUCAACGAUGUAUGGAAAUAUUCCCGCCCGCUGCGGAAGUGGAUGUCGCAGAAUACUGUGGUGGUACUGCGGGUACCGAAGCGUCCCAGCAGUAAUCCGGACGAGGCCUGCGAUUCUACCGUGGAGCUCGGCGUGCGGGACUAGACGCUACUUUUGCAACAGAUUUUGACGAUAAAUACGUUCUUUUGCGUACUG
Molecule: messenger RNA, 796 nt
Organism: Ornithodoros turicata
Lineage: Eukaryota; Metazoa; Arthropoda; Arachnida; Ixodida; Argasidae
Product: E3 ubiquitin-protein ligase MARCHF3-like
Exons: 4
Coding region: 86-745 (219 amino acids)
Biological process (GO): protein ubiquitination
Molecular function (GO): ubiquitin-protein transferase activity; zinc ion binding
Source: RefSeq, a predicted model, not a curated record